AUGUCUCCUUUAAAAUUUUCAUAAAGUUCUGACUUUUGUAAAAAAAAUAAUUGUCGUUGUCCUAUAGUAUCUAUAUUAGGUCAUGUAGAUACAGGAAAAACAAAGCUUCUUGAUAAAUUAAGAAAUACAAAUGUAUAACUAGGAGAAGCUGGAGGAAUAACUUAAUAAAUAGGCGCAACAUAUUUUCCAAAAGAAAAUAUAAUCCAACAGAUUGAAAAGUGUGUAGAAUUUUAUCCCUUAAAAGAAUAAGAAAUCAACAACUUAUUAAUAAUAGAUACUCCGGGACAUGAAUGCUUUGAAAAUUUAAGAAAAAGAGGCUCUAAAAUGUGUGAUUUGGCCAUUUUAGUAGUGGAUUUAAUGCAUGGACUGGAAGCUUAAACAAUUGAGUAUAAAUGCUACGGAUGGAAUAAAAAAGAGUUCAGGUCCAGUUUUUUUGCUUUGAAAAAUCAAUAAAAAAAUACAAUAAAUGAUUUCAAUUAAAGAUUUUAAGAAAUCGUUACUUAGUUUUAAUAAUAAGAAAUUAACGUGACUCUUUUCUGGGAUGAAUCUUUAAAUAGAAAAGAAUUUGUAUAAGUUAUCCCUACUUCAGCAAUUAGUGGAGAAGGAAUUCCUGAUUUAUUGAGCGUUGUAUUGAAAUAAUACUAGAUUUUAUAAAAUUAUUAGGAUGAAGAUGAGUUUUUCUCUUGUGUAGUAAUGGAAGUCAAGAAGGUUGAAGGUUUAGGAUUCACUGUUGAUGCAAUUUUAAAAAAAGGGUCAAUUAAAAAAGAUGAUAAAAUUGCGCUUGUUGGGUUCAAUGGAAUCAUUAAAACUAAAGUUAAGGCUAUUCUAACACCUCAUCCUAUGAAAGAAAUGAGGAUUAAAGGAUAAUAUAUAAAACAUUAAUAAAUAGAAGGUUCAAUUGGUAUAAAAAUAUAUGCUCCAGAUCUUGAAAAAGCAAUUGCAGGAAGUGAACUUCAUAUAAUAAAUUGCUAAGAAGAUGAAGAUUAUGCAAUGACUAUGUUAAAAGAUAAUCAUUUAGAAUUAAAGAAAAUUUAAUUAUAAGAAUAAGGAGUUGUUGUUUUGGCUUCCUCUUUAGGUUCUUUAGAAGCUUUAUGCGAAUUUUUGUAAAGUCAAAAAAUACCUAUUUCAUAUACAUCUGUCGGUUCUGUAUGCAAAGAAUGUGUGUCUAUUGCCCUAAAGUAAGGCAUUGUUGGAUAAAAAGAAUUUGCUUGUAUUUUAGCUUUUGAUGUUAAAGUUUUACCAGAUGCAGCAAAAUAUGCAGAAGAAAAUCAUAUAAAAGUUUUCACAGCAAAAAUAAUUUAUUAAUUAUUUGAUUCCUUUAAAAAAUAUUAAGAAGAAUGUAUCCUUAUUAGAAAAAAAGAAGAAGGAAAGUUAGCCGUUUUUCCAUGUAUUUUUAAACCAAACAAUAUUCUUUGUAAUUCAAGCCCAUUUUUGAUAAAUGGAGAAGUUAAAUAAGGAGUUAUUAAAGUUGGAACUCAAUUGUGUACUUAUAAUUAAGAAAAAAUAAAAGUAGGAAUUGUUGAAAAUAUAGAAGUUAAUAAGAAAAGUGUAAAAGAAGCUAGAAAAGAAAACGGAUAUAUUACUAUUAGAAUUAAAGGAAGUGAUAACUUUUCAACUAAUUGCAAACUUGUCUCAAUUUUAAGUAGGGAAUCUAUCGAUGCUCUUAAAGAGUUUUAUAGAAAUGAUGUUAGUAAAAGUGAAUGGGUUCUAAUUAAAGAUAAGCUUAAACCUUUCUUUAAUAUUGUUUGA
Molecule: messenger RNA, 1749 nt
Organism: Ichthyophthirius multifiliis
Lineage: Eukaryota; Ciliophora; Oligohymenophorea; Hymenostomatida
Exons: 3
Molecular function (GO): translation initiation factor activity; GTPase activity; GTP binding
Source: RefSeq, a predicted model, not a curated record